This is a messenger RNA of Marasmius oreades (fairy-ring Marasmius), 2750 nucleotides long. RefSeq lists its product as uncharacterized. The transcript is spliced from 5 exons. The record is from RefSeq and is a predicted model, not a curated record. Lineage: Eukaryota; Fungi; Basidiomycota; Agaricomycetes; Agaricales; Marasmiaceae. Bases 531 to 2750 code for a protein of 739 amino acids.
AACAGCUUGAUGGAGUUUAUCAUGGUGCUUAUGACCACUCGUUGAAAGCUAGAAGAAACUCUGUAUGAACUCCAUUGGAGCCUUUUUUUACUGACCGGCAUUCGUCGACAUCACCGCAGAUACACCUUGAAGGCCACCUUAGCAGCCCUAUUUCGCUUGAAUUCGGAGCCUAUCAAACUUUCAAUUGUCGGCAAAACAUGUGUUGAUGACAAUGAUACUAGUCUCGACAGCUGAUCACUGGUCCGUCAUUUCUCUGCAAAGUUUGCUGAUGCCUCUAUCUAGAUUGCAGGGUUGCUCAUAAUUGUCCCUGAGCCUUUCUCCCACUCUAAUUGCCCUCCGAGGGAAAUGUUCGUUUCUAAUCAUUCACACUGUAAAGCGCCGAUUUCGCUCAUGAAUUGAUCGAGCUGCCUCAUGGCUGCCUGGAAGCUUAGGUCGUGCAAUGAACGUGACGUAGUCUCCUUUACUACAUAUACAUAUACAACGACGUAUGGGAAUUCGAACAGGGCUCGCCAAUCGAGAGGCUCCCCACAAUGUUUUCUUCACGGGCUUCGUCUAAUUUCGCCAACACCAGAACUUCCUCGGCUGCAAAUCAAGCAAAGAACUUUGCUGGUCAAGGUGGUGCAUCAACGCGCAUCUUCAAGGGACCCACGCCCUCAUCCUAUCCAUACGGGGUCUCCGCUCACUUCGAUGUCGGUUAUUACAAUAUCGAUCCAUCGCAUCAGCCACGGUCGAGAAACAGUUGGUUCAAUAUGUUUCCCGACCCCAAAAAUCCUUCAAACUCGUCACACCAAAAAUCGUCUUUCUCCAUCUAUCCAGGGAUGUCCAAAGACAUGUUUAUCUAUGAGCCGUCCAACUCCGAGUUUUCAUCGCCAGCAACAUCCUUGACAGCUAUCCCCUACUCGCCUGCCUUUUCGACAGACAGCUUAGAUACCAUAGACAGCGUAGAUGCCCACAUAGAUGCACCUCCGUCACAAGGCCGACCACCUAGUCGUUCCUCUACUCCCGCAUCCUCUGCUGGCUCAGCAUCCCAGUCCGGCUUGAAAGGCAUUCUACGUAACACACCCCAAUCUCAGAAUACUACAGCAGACCGUUAUGGGCAACCUCAAUCAUUCGUUCCGUUCAUGGCGCCAGAACGCGAAGCAGAGCUAGAUCACAUCUCGCGCAUGAACACGGAAAUCAACUCGAGUACCCGCUUUCCUCCAGGAGUAACUAUCUCGGUGGAGCACAGGGAUAUUCCUACUCAGAUUUACCGAGACAUGCCUCUCAGCAGUAGCCCUGAGCCUUACGACGAUCCGCCUUUCAAUCAUGAAACUAGUAGGGAUAGACGGCGCUCAUAUGCACCUAUUAUGCCACCCGCGCAUCUGGAACCUUCAAUUUCUCAGUCCACCACCAGUACUCUCGAUCCUAGCCACCCACUCCUCCAGCCACCUUCGAGUGCUGCUCCAGGUUUGAUGUCACAAAGACCUCUCUUGUUCGAGGCUCGUGGGUCCGAUUCCGACGGUUCAACUGUAACCAUAGAGUCUGGGCGACGAUCUUCACCACCCAACCUGCCACGACCCAGAGCGGAUUCAGGACCAACUCGGCACAUAAACUCCACUACGCUACCAGGCGGCCCCCGGUCAGUAAGCCCUAAGACGAUCGGUUCAGCUACGUAUCAUCAAGGAUCUCCAUCUCGAGUCCAAACUUCUGCCGAACCCCCAGUCAUGCCAGUGGCACCGCUAGGGUCAUUAUUUCCACAACCCCCGCCUCAUGCACCACCACCUGUUCAGACCGCAGCCUCAGAUGGAGCUUUACCCAUACCACCUCCACGUUCCCGACCUCAAGCCGUGACUCUCACCACUGUUGAAAGCGGUUCUUCCUCUGCAUCCGAACGCACGCUCCAUGACUCCCCUCCGCGUCCUGAAUAUGCACAACGAAAUAGUAACACUAUUACGUCUACUCGUGGGUCUAGCGCUCCAACUAGCUCUAGCCGCCCACGUUCCUCAAGCAUUUCCAGUACUGCCCCUCCUCCCUUCAGUAUGAUACCCCCCGUAACUUCUCGUUCUUCCCCUCCUACGGCUUCACAGGUAACCCCAUCCACCGCUCCCACAGAGCAACGACAAACAACUUCACCACCCAGAACGACGGUCACCACCAACAACAACUCCGUCAUCCCCGAUCCUUACUUCGUCGAGGAAACCGUCUACCCCGGGGGGCCACGAUCCAGAACCCCAGGUCCAAAACGUAGCCACUCCGACGGCGACAAUCCGAUCUACGCUGGCGCUACGAUUCGAAGUGCAACGCCCUUCAGAACCGAUUUCGCGCCGAACGUUACUUUUACUAAUCCAAUGCAGUCAUUACCACCUCCACCACCAGAACCACGAAGGAGAUAUUCGGAUGAUCAUGGGCAACAGACGUUUUCAAGAGGGCCUGUUUCUGUUUCGAAUUUCGGUCCUCCUCCUGUGUCGGUAUCAACUCGAUCUGUGAGAUGGAAUAAGAAUCUUAUCUGUCCAUCGCCUGUUCUGCCUUGUAACAGGAGAAAAGGGUGGUAUAAUCGAAGAGGUGACCAGCUAUGGACAAACAGCGGAUCGUACAAGGGUGUGCCUGCCGGUCAAGAGUACCCACCGGAUUUGGAUUGUUAUCCAGAAUUUGGUGAAGGUUGGAUGAACGAGGAAGGAGUAAAGAUCGAUAUGAUGCAUCGCCUUGUUCCCAAAGCACCACUCAGGUCGGCCUUGAAGCAACCGCGUGCAUCGAAUCCGAAUCAUGCCUGA